Rosa rugosa (rugosa rose) is the source of this 1849-nucleotide messenger RNA. RefSeq lists its product as uncharacterized. Lineage: Eukaryota; Viridiplantae; Streptophyta; Magnoliopsida; Rosales; Rosaceae. The transcript is spliced from 2 exons. The coding region runs from base 41 to 1678 and encodes 545 amino acids. The record is from RefSeq and is a predicted model, not a curated record.
UCAACUCGAUCUAGCUCAUUGUGUAAUAAUCGAAAGGGUAAUGGCUGAAGUAGUGAGGUCUAGUAGUCCUGAAGCUGGAAGUGGUAGAGCUGCGCAAGACCGAGAGUUGAUCCCGGCGAGGCGAGACGUGGAGGAGGAAAUUUCGUAUUCUACUCAGGAUGCGCACGGUACCUCCAUGAAACUUCAGAGGGCUAGGGAAGCUUACAAAGCGUAUGCAGGGGUUGAAGAGAAGCCUAAGAAGGUGGAGGUUUUGAGUUGGUAUUUCUAUGAGCUGUGCUCUCACUUCGUUCUUACAGUUCUUGUUCCUAUCGUCUUCCCGCUCAUCCUGUCCCAAAUUAUAAAGCUGCCGGAGAGUUGGGAUACCUUGAGCCCCAAGAGCGGUGCCACUUGCACUCACAAGGAAAUUAACCUGUACCUUCGACUCACAAAAAGGACAAUACUCUCCAAAUACUCUCCCCUAGAAUGGACUUCAAUUUCUUGGGCUAUAGGUCUAGCUAUAGCUUCUCCAUUCCUUGCUUUUGUUCCCAUCGUCCUUGACCAUGGCUACAACCAACCCAUCAUUGCCGUAGCCUCCAUAGCGAUGGGGUCAAUCUUUUGCCUUCCAGCUGGUUCAUUCAAAAAUAUAUGGAUCUUCCCACCAUACAUUGCAGCCAUAGUAGCUUCAAGCGUCAUCGCCACCGCCUGCCACACCCGCCACCUCGGUCUAAUGGUUCGAGGCUUCACUGGACCAACUCUUCACAAGUCCCAAUUCCCAUCUCGAAGAGCAGUCAACUCUUGGCUCUCCCUCUACGCAGCCGCCGCAGGAUCCUUGGGCUCAGCAGUCAUCUCAUCAUUUACUUACCGUAUGCUUAAAGAAAAGGAGGAGGUAUUGAGCCUUUGGAUUGUUUCAAUCUUUAGUGGCAUUAAGUGGCUUUGUGGGAUAUUCCACUUUCUCGUCACUAAUAGACCUUGUAUCAGCACACCAGUAUCAUCAAACUCCCGUCACGCCCUUUCUAUUUUCAAGUUUCCUCAUGCACUUGGAACCCUAGCUGGGAUUUUUGUCUCCUCAUUAACAACCAUGUGCCUUUUCACUGGAGGAGUGCUCUACCUAGUUGGAGAACUAUGCUACAAACCAAAAUCUUUGCUCUACUUCUGGCUAACGUAUUUCAUCUCCCCUUUGAUUUCCCUCCCACUGUUACAUCCCCUGCAACAAGUCAUAAAAGGUGACGCUGUGAAAAUGCAACUUCUGGGCUUCUUUUUAUCUGCAGCAACUUCCGGGUUUGGAUUCUAUUUCCGGGGCUCACCUUGGCACCAACACCAUGUUUUGUUCUUUGCCGUUCUUCAAAGCACAUCUACUGGGCUGUUACACGCUUACGGACGAGUUCUGUUGAUGGACUGUUCUCCAUCUGGGAAAGAAGGUGCAUUCUCUACAUGGUUCUCAUGGACGAGAGGUCUUGGCAUGUGUGUAGGGUUCGCAAUUGCAUCAUCGUUUCCAGGAAAUGUAAGGACUUCUUUUGGGCUGUCAUUUGGUACUACCAUCUGUGGAAUGGUGAUUCUGAUUUUUGGGAACAUCAGUGAUUUUGGAGGAGCCAAAGCUGCAGGGCAUGUGAGAGGGGACAAGUAUGAUCAUCAAGCAUCACCUGUUACUGGCCUUGAUACUGCUUAUGAGGUUGAAGAACCAGUACUGCAAGGGCCAUAGGCAAAAGAAGAGAGCAAAAAUAUGUACAUCCUGAAAAUUUCAUAUAGGUCCUUGAAAUAACAUUGUUUUUUUGUUUGGGAUAGUCUGAACUAUUUGUUCUGUUGAUAAUAGGUCAAAUGACCAACUGUCCAUGUUACAUUUAUUUCACAUAUUGCAUGUCGACUAUUUUUG